Molecule: messenger RNA, 2256 nt
Organism: Condylura cristata (star-nosed mole)
Lineage: Eukaryota; Metazoa; Chordata; Mammalia; Eulipotyphla; Talpidae
Gene: CFAP184
Product: coiled-coil domain containing 96
Exons: 2
Coding region: 1-1467 (488 amino acids)
Biological process (GO): cilium assembly
Cellular component (GO): axoneme; ciliary basal body
Source: RefSeq, a predicted model, not a curated record
AUGCGGCCUGCCAGCGGGCAGGGCGGGGAGAGCGACAGGGCACUCACGCUGCUGCGGGAUCAGCGCGGCGCCUCCCCCUGCACCCUGCCCCCCCCGCACCCCCACCUGCCUGCGGCCUCCCGAGCCAGGAAGCGCAGGGUGUUCCCCGUGGCACAGUGCUACUCAGGCCUGAAAGGGGACCCCAACACUGGCUACCGCCCCGGAGAGGCGGCCGCGCCUAAGGUGCGAGCCGGGCCGGCGCCCGGGCACCGAGGGGCGGCGGCCGAGGAGGACGCCAGGAAGGACUUCUCGGCCACGGCGCUGUCCCUGGCCGGCCCGGAGGAGCCGACACAAGAGCUCCGGGGAGGCGAGGGCGGGCGGGCGGGGAAGCCGCAGGAGAAGCGCCAGAAAGAGCUGACAUUUCUGAGCGAUGAGCUCGAGGAGGAGGACGAGUGGACCGAGGAGGUGCAGAAGGAGCAGGAGCGGCAGCUGCGCGCCGAGCUGCUGGCGCAGUACCGCCCCCUGCUGGUGGAGCGCAGCCAGUACCAGCGCUACAGCCUCUACCUGCAGCACAAGAUCUUCGAGGCUCUGCGCAGGAAGAAGGGCCAGGAGGCCGGCGACGCGCCCGACAGGGACGCGGAGCCCGAGUCCCCCCAGAAAGAGAACAGCUACCUGCACUACCUGGCCGUGCUGGAGGAGCUGAAGAAGCAGGAGGCGGACGACCUGGACUGGUAUCACCAGGAGCUGGACCAGCUGAAGCAGCAGUGCGAGGAGAAGCUGACCAGGGUGGACAAGGCCUGGCAGAAGUUCCAGGCCCUCAAGAAGCAGGUGAUGAUGCAGGUCAUGGGCAGCUACCGCAUGCGGGGCGGUCGCCAGGCGGCGCUGCGGGAGGUGGAGCAGGUGCAGCAGCUGGAGGACAAGAAGGAGGAGGAGAUGCGGGCCGUGCGGCUGGAGAACAUGCAGCUGAAGCAGAGCCUGGUGCACUUCGAGACCAGGAUGCGCGCCCAGGAGGACAUGGCCGAGGGGCUGCUGCUCAUUGACUUCGAGCAGCUCAAGAUCGAAAACCAGACCUUCAACGAGAAGGUGGAGGAGCGGAACGAGGAGCUGCUCAAGCUGCGCAACAAGGUGAGCAGCAACGUGCAGGUCGUCACCCACGUCAAGGAGAAGCUGCACCACGUGGAGCUGCACAACACCGGCUUGAGGGCGCGGCUGCUGGAGGCCGAGGCCCAGGUGGCCCUGAGGAGGGACAUCCUGACCAGGACCAAGCAGGCCCGCGACGCCCUUCGGACGGACAGUGUCGCGCUGAACCGUAAGUGUGGGCUGCUGGGCAAGGAGCAGCUGCUGCGGGACCUGGAGGAGAAGGCGGACCAGACGGAGGCGCUCCGGCAGCGCCUGGAGUUCCUGAAGCGCCACCACGCGGGCCUGACCCUGUCCUGCAGGGGCGUGAGGCAGAAGAUCCGGGAGGCCAAGGCCUUCCUCCGGUCCUGAGCGGCCCCGGGCUCCGGUGGUCUCCUGGCGCCUCAGCCGCCACGGGCGCGGGGUCCUGGGCGAAGCAAACGGCUAGCGACCGGGCGCCGCGGCGCGGGGAAGCUGUCGGCGCCGCCUCCGAGCACCCGUCCUCCCCGCGUGUGCGGCCCCCCCGGCCCCCCGUAUCUAAGCUCCCCUGGAAGGUGCUCCGGGGUGGUCCUGAGUCGCCCGCCGACUGGGAAGUGCGCCCUUCGCCCACCAAGCCACAGCUGCUUUGCCCGACUGCCACCAGUUUACCACGAGUAGCAAUACGGUGCCCAGGGAGCAGGAUAAGUGAUAAACGCGAGCCCACGCCGGCGAUAAGCCGCAGCCCUGGCGCUUGUCCCCGCCCGCGGCGGUCCUCGACCGGCCAGCCGGCAGACAAUGCAUCGUGCGGUACCAAUAAAUGGAUUUUUUCCUGGCAAACACAGCGGCUGCACGGGGUGUUUGCCAGGGCUAAAUGAAGGCGUGCAGGUGCUGCGGCCGCCCUCGCCCGGGCCGGCCAGGGCUGAGCAGCCGUGGCAGCGGGAGUGCGGCGUCCUGCCCCGAAGCCCAGGUGGCACGGGUGCCCCUGGUGCGCGCCGCCCCUCCGCGGUCCGCUUUUCCGGAUGCGCCUGGAGCUGCGCUCGUGGCCCCGGGGCUGAGUUCUGAGAUGCGCACAUCUGGGACCAGAGCGUCACCCGGCUUGCGAGAAGGGCGACCGACUGCGGCGCUAGGUGCCUCUCUGGGAAGCCCGCCGGAGGCCCCCCGGGGCAGCUGACGGGUCGCUGU